AUGGAUUUUGAAUUAAUGAAUAGUGUAGUAGGAAGCUAUCUUAAACCUCCAGAAAGAAUGUUUGUUCCAUCAGUCACCCAGUAUGAAUCAUCGCAGAAUUGCCAUCCUGUGAACCUAGAAGUAACCUCCCCUAAAAUGCCUCAUAGUCCAAAUAGCCAAGCUCAUUUUUUAGCUCUAAAAACUCUUCAGGACAAGAUUCAUCGUUUAGAAUUAGAGAGAACACAAUCUGAAGAUAACCUGAACAUUCUUUCCAGAGAAGCUUCACAGUAUAAGAAGGCCUUGGAGAAUGAAACAAAUGAGAGAAAUCUGGCACACCAAGAACUGAUAAAGCAGAAAAAAGAUAUAAGUAUACAGCUAAACUCAGCCCAGUCUCGCUGUAUUCUUCUAGAAAAGCAACUAGAAUAUACAAAUAGAAUGGUUCUUAAUGCAGAGCGAGAGAAGAAUAUGGUCCUAGAACAACAGGCUCAGCUUCAAAGGGAAAAAGAACAAGAUCAUAUGAUGCUGCAUGCAAAACUUGAAAAGCUUGAUGUCUUAGAAAAAGAAUGUUUUAGACUUACAACGACUCAGAAAACUGCUGAGGACAAGAUUAAACAUUUAGAGGAAAAACUUAAGGAAGAAGAACAUCAGCGUAAACUAUUUCAAGACAAAGCUUCUGAGCUUCAAACUGGACUUGAAAUCAAUAGAAUUUUAAUGUCUUCCAUUUCAAAACCAAAAUACUCUAAGGAAAUGAAGAAAUCUUCAAAGAUAAUGCAACAUUGUGACCAACGCGCCCUUCCAAAGCGGUCUGAAGUUACUGAACCUAGAUGUCGCUGUAGGCCUAGUAGAAGACCUUCCCAAUGUAAAGCUGUAACUCCUGACUCAGAAAUGUCCAUUUCCAUUUGUGAUAAUUUGUCUGAAGUUUUGAUGGCAAUGCAAGAUGAGCUGGACCAAAUGAAUAUGGAGCAUCAAGAAAUAUUGAAUCAAAUGAAGGAAACUGAGAGCCAUUCAGUCUGUGAAGAUAUAGAAUGUGAACUAGAGCAUUUAGCCAAGAAAAUGGAAAUUAAAGAAGAACAAAUUUCCAAACUGAAGAAGCAUCAAGACAGUGUCUGUAAACUGCAGCACAAAGUUAAAAACUUAAAGAUGAAUGAAGCUUCAGGUAUUCGGCAAGAAGACAGCAACCCUAAAAGAUCAAAGAACAUAAAAAAUAGUCCCAGAAAAUGUUUGCAUGACACUAACCCUCCACAGAAAAACAGCAGCCUUCCUCCAAAACAAGUCCAUAAUCUUCUAAUGAAAUUGAGAAAAGAUUAUAUCUUGUGGGAACAGUAAAACAAUAGCAAAACUGUCAUCUUAAAUGAACUGUCAAUGAGAUCUUGAAUUGUCUGAAGUGGUUUUAAUUUAAUAUAUCUUUAUGAAAAUUUGAAUUAUGUUUCUAGCCUCUAUAAAGGGUAAAGUUGUAGUAUUUUUAAAUUAAUGUCUAAUAACCUGAGUCCCAAAUAAUAAA
Choloepus didactylus (southern two-toed sloth) is the source of this 1480-nucleotide messenger RNA. Its product is annotated as centrosomal protein CEP57L1-like. The record is from RefSeq and is a predicted model, not a curated record. The coding region runs from base 1 to 1305 and encodes 434 amino acids. Gene Ontology annotation, cellular component: centrosome. NCBI's taxonomy places the organism in Eukaryota, Metazoa, Chordata, Mammalia, Pilosa, Megalonychidae. Gene Ontology annotation, molecular function: microtubule binding; identical protein binding; gamma-tubulin binding. The transcript has a single exon.